GAAAUUGCAGGUCUCCCUACUAUCCUUGCCGCCAAUUCGCUUCCCCGGCAAAGACUUGCCAGGGUUUCAGUGAACUGAAACCGCAAAAAAUGUUGCUGCAGCUUCCCCGAUUGACAAACUCUCUCAGAAAGCCAUUCGACGCGGAUGAAGCUUAUCUCCAACGCAGAAUCAUCCUCCAAAACCUCAAAUCUCGCAGCUCUGCAAAUUCACUCCAACAAUCAGAACUUGCACGAAACAUCGUCUACAGAUGGGAUGAAGCUUCUAGUGAAGUGAGGCAAGCGUACAAACAGUUUAUUGCCGCGGUGGUGGAGUUGAUUGAUGGGGAGGUGGUGUCGGAGGAGUUCCAGGAGGUGGCAUUGACUGUUUAUCGACUGUUUGGGCAGCCUUUAGAGGAGGACGAAGACAAUAGAAGGAUUGAACAGAAGAAGUUAGAAUUGCAAAAACUACUUGGCCAUGCUGUUUCAGAUGCAAACCUGUGGAAAGUUGUCUCUUUGGUGCAGAGGCUUUCUGGCUUACAGCUUAAUGACCAUGGCACCAAGUUUGUGCCAGACACCGAAAUAAAUGGGAGUGCUGAUGAUGCAGAAUUUGGUGCUGACCUUGUUUUCAGAUCCCCAGCUCGGUUUCUGGUUGAUAUUACUCUAGAGGAUGAUGAAUUUCUACUGGAGGAGCCCACUGCCCGUCCUUCUUCGCUUCACAAGGAAUGUUUUUAUCAUGGUGACUCGACAAAUUACCACCCUGCUAUUGGUGGGGGAAACUUUGAUUUAGGUUGGCUAAGAAAUGUGUCUGAUAAAAUAGUCAAAGAAAGUACUUCGCAGCUUCCUCGUGAUGAACUAGCGAUGACCAUUUGCCAAAUACUUGAUUCAGAGAAACCUGGUGAUGAGAUUGCUGGUGAUUUGUUGGAUCUCGUUGGUGAUAGUGCAUUUGAAACAGUUCAAGACCUUAUCACUCACAGAAAGGAACUCCUUGAUGCUAUCCAUCAUGGAAUGCUGGUAUUGAAAUCUGACAAAAUGUCUACAAGCGUGCAAUCACGCAUGCCUAGUUAUGGCACUCAGGUGACUGUUCAAACAGAGUCUGAACGGCAAAUUGAUAAACUUAGGCGCAAGGAGGAGAGGAGGCAUAGACGGGGAACAGAUCACGGGGUUGAGAACGAAUUGUAUGCCAUGAGUUUCAGUUCUUUGCUUCAAGCGAGUGAGAAUAAAAGCCCAUUUGAUGAUUUAAUUGGGCGUGGUGAAGGGCCACACAGUUUAGUAGCCACUGCCCUUCCUCAAGGAACUGUUAGGAAGCAUUACAAGGGGUAUGAAGAAGUCAUAAUCCCCCCAACACCUACUGCACCAAUGAAACCUGGGGAAAAACUGAUAGAAAUAAAGGAGUUAGAUGACUUUGCUGAAGCUGCAUUCCGUGGUUAUAAGUCGCUGAACCGUAUUCAGAGCAGAAUAUUUCAAACUACCUAUAACAGUAAUGAGAACAUACUAGUUUGUGCUCCAACAGGAGCUGGCAAAACUAAUAUAGCUAUGAUUGCAGUUCUACAUGAGAUUGGACAGCACUUCAAGAAUGGUUACUUGCAUAAAGAUGAAUUUAAGAUAGUUUAUGUUGCUCCUAUGAAGGCAUUAGCUGCAGAGGUUACAUCUACUUUUAGCCAUCGGUUGGCUCCAUUGAAUAUGAAUGUGAAAGAACUUACGGGAGACAUGCAACUUUCUAAACAUGAGCUAGAAGAAACUCAGAUGAUAGUGACAACACCCGAGAAAUGGGAUGUCAUUACUCGUAAAAGCAGUGACAUGUCGCUCUCAAAGCUGGUGAAGCUCCUAAUCAUUGAUGAAGUACAUCUUUUGAACGAGGAUAGAGGCCCUGUUAUAGAAGCGUUAGUAGCUCGGACUCUUCGUCAGGUAUCCUUUAUGUUAAGGCAUCAUAUGUCUUACUUCAGUUAG
Molecule: messenger RNA, 1925 nt
Organism: Ilex paraguariensis (yerba mate)
Lineage: Eukaryota; Viridiplantae; Streptophyta; Magnoliopsida; Aquifoliales; Aquifoliaceae
Source: the annotation of a GenBank genome assembly